AUUGCCAGAUGUUCGGCUGGGCAGCUAGCUGUAGAUAUUCGAAAGGGCAAAAACGCAAACAGAGGUGGUGUCUGCUACAGCAUUAUCGGCUGCUACUCAUCCAGUAAUCGUCUGCAGUUGAAGGAAGUUCAUCUUCAGGAUGCUAGCGCAUAGGAUCAAGAAAUGAAAAGAAUUAACCUGAACAGAAGAAAGAAUGCUCGUCUUCCAACCCAAACGAAUGGAGAAUCGAACGUGUGGUAACGGCUGACAAUGAAGAAGAAACGCUCCGCGAUCCGAUUGGCGAAGAUCGCUGCCCUGAAGCGAGCCAGCGACAGGCGAGCCAAGUCCUGCUUCCUAGUGGUCAUCUUUUUCGCCAUCUUUGCCUGCAUGCUCGUCACGGAGGUCUUCUACGUCGAAGAGGAGAGAUGGCGAGAAGAGAAGUUCCUCUCCAUGUUCAGCUUCGGCGAUGAUUCAUCCCCAAGUUCUCUCAGCAGGUUUGCAGUCAUGGAUCCCAUAUCUUCCAGGGUUGCCAGGGAACUAGCAAGGGUAAAAGACGAGGACUGGUCAAACUCCAAUGAAUCUAAGAAGCUUGACCUGAUAGCAGGUGGCCGCUAUUCACCUCUGAUGGAUAUCGAUGAUUUCUGGCAAAGAGUUCCAAACACCAAAGAUAAGUUUUUCGUCUAUUCCGCCUAUUACGAUGACAGACGGAGCAAGUGGGUGAGAGUCAUAGCUGCAGCCAGAACCCGAUUAGCAGACAAAGUCAUUUGCCAGUUCACGUAUAAUGAUGGCAGGGAACCUUUUGCUGUCACUGGAAUCAAUCGCUUGAUUCGAGAAAAUUGGAAUCUCAAGUUCAGUGCUUAUUUCAUCCUGUGUCCUAUCAAACAGCAGAAUGUUCCAGUACCUAGUCACGUAUCGAUCAUCCGACAAGGUAGCACAGAUAUAGGGAAUAAGAUUGUCGUGCAUGACAACAAGAAGAUGUUUAAGAAACCAGAUGGAAUCGCUGUGUGCAUCAAGCCUCUACACUACGAAUAUAAUAAAGUGAAAAACUUGAUUGAGUUCAUAGAACUCAACAGAAUUUUGGGAGUGUCCCACUUUGUGUUGUAUAAUCAUACAGUAGGUACUGAAGUAGGAUGCAUUCUUCAGAAAUAUAUGAGUGAAGGGAUUGUCACUGUGCUUCCAUGGCAACUAGAUAUCGUCUCCCAAAAAGAGAUCCGCACAGAAGGUCUCUUUGCUGCACUAAACGACUGUCUGUAUCGAACAAUGUACAGAUUUCAGUAUGUUCUAAUGAUAGAUUUGGACGAGUAUAUCAUUCCACACAAAAAUCUCUCCUUGGCAAUAUUGCUAGCGCAUCUCAUCAAAAAGAAUCCAGAUCGAACUGGUGCUUUCUCGUUCCAAAAUGCUUUCUUUUAUUUACAAUGGCCCAACGACACGGCAUCGUUGAGCUUGCCUUAUAAGCUUCUGACACUUCAAAAGACCAUCAGAAAAUCUAAGUUCCACGCACAUAAGCAGCGGUCGAAGUGUAUUGUUCUACCAGAGCGUGUGGUAGAAAUGGGGAAUCAUUUCGUCUGGGAAUUCUUAGCUGGAAAGACAAUGAUGAAUAUUCCACCUGACAUGGGAUUUCUCCACCACUACAGGGUAUGCGAGUUUGGUGGCAAUGAUUGCAUCAAUACAACACACGUUGUCGAUCGUCGUACAUAUGUAUGGCGGGAUUCCUUGAUAGAAGCCGUAGCUCUGCGUCUUAGACUGUUGCAACCUGUAUGCCAAAAUAUUCUUCCCUUUCUCAUAGAAUGAGAGACCAAUAAAAUGCAAUUGUUCAGUUCGUCUGAGACUGACUGGAGAUGUUGAUCUUUUGAGAAUACAUUCUGUCUUGUGAGGUUACAGAAUGUGACACAGCACGACAAGGUCUGUUAAAGACAUGUUUUCCUUCUGGAAAUAAAAACUUCAAUUGAGUUCUAAAAUUGAAAGGAACAUGAAGUUCCUUUUCAACGAAUGGAUCGUUUUAAUGUAUGCGCAAGGUCACGUAAUCAUAAUAAUUCUUGGCUCAUUAUGAAAUUCUUUUUAUUAAGGUUUAUUCAAAUUACUAAAUGACAAAAAAGUGUCGACGUUUAAGAUCUCAUAUUUGCCGAUAUAACUGAACCUGAAAUGCGUAUGUUUGGUGGUGAAAAAAAAAGGUGCUUAUGUUUGUUUUAUGUUGCUCUUAUUUAAUUUUUUAUUUUUUCAGAAGAUUUUAUUCCAUACAUUAAUUAUUUAAAAUUCGAUUAUAUAUUCUCAUAUUUUUUAUUGAAUUCUCAUACUUAUUUAAUUAAAAUACGUGAGUUUAUCUUUAUAAGUAAUUCUACAUAAAGGAAACCACUUCAAUACUGUGUUUAAAUCUGUACAAUGCAUCUAUUUGCAAAUCUAAACUUUAAAAAAUACAAUUUAUAUUUAUGGAAUUUGAUUCUAGUCGUUUAUAAUACAACUUAUGACAACAAAUGUACAGGAAUCUAGUUUUGAAAUUAUUGAGAAAGGUUUGGAAUCUAGUCAGUAUAUUUUAAUCUGUGCCUAGAUCUAGUCAUAAACUCCUCAGUUUGUAAAUAUUCAUUCUUUUGGAAAAUCUGAUCAAUGUACCAAACUCCAUUGUAAUGUAUUUCAAAUUGUAAUGUUAAAAAAAUUGCUUUGUGUAUUAUUAGGUAUGACAAUAUAAAAAUUAUCAUUUGAUACUUAAUUGUCAACA
This is a messenger RNA of Argiope bruennichi, 2692 nucleotides long. RefSeq lists its product as uncharacterized. The coding region runs from base 250 to 1770 and encodes 506 amino acids. Lineage: Eukaryota; Metazoa; Arthropoda; Arachnida; Araneae; Araneidae. The record is from RefSeq and is a predicted model, not a curated record. The transcript has 2 exons.